GUGAACUCCCUUCGGCUCAAUAUUCUCGUGUGAAGCUUCCGGGGGUCGCGCUUUUGACCCCUGGAUCUGGAUCUGGGUCUGGAUCCCACUAUUAGCUCCUCGCACGCGCUGGAGGGGUCACGGCUGGUGCCCCCCUCCGACGGAAAUGCAAAUUGCGAACCGGCUUUUGUUUAAUUUCUCUCCUUCAAAACGUCACAAUUGUGGGUCUAGAAACGGUGAACCCCUCGUUUUUGCGUAACAGUUCUACGUCAUCGUGGUGUAGGAGGGGGAGGAAGCCGUCAGCAUCCCUGCUGAACGCAUCUUCACGCAGGCUAAAAAUAUCCUCGCAGGUUAUUAGCCUCCCAGGAUCAAUAGUCUCGGGCAGAAACGCUGAAAACCAAAAUAAACUGUUUCCCUGUCCCUCGCUGCGCAGGCACGUCACUGCAAACUAAAAUAACUCAUUAAGAGGCAGAUGUUGAAGGGCGGCUAUUUUCAGUUAAACCCAGCCUGUGAUGCGGUUGGAGUUGGCAGUGAAAGUGAGAUGAAUUGGACUGAGACUGAUGCUGACUCCUGCCCUGGUUUAGAAUCCAAAAUAGGUGCAGAAAGUGUGCUGGGAAGAGCAGGCUCAUCUAGGGCAGCUGCCAGCCGAGGGACGCCUCACCCUACCAGAGCAUAUAGUCGGAUCCUGGCCGCCUUGAGGGGCCCGGGACUGCAGAGCAUGUGUUGGUGGCAGGGUGGAUGUCAGCUGUCAGUGAUCGCACACCCGGGCCCGACAGAGCAGGCCGGAGGAUCCGAAGCAUCAUGACUGAUGACUGGGGUUGGGCAGGACCAGGGACCUGCUGUCGUCACUCCGAGUAGCCUCCCUCACAUCUUGUUUUUGAGUGAAGGGGUUGUUAGUGCCCUGCUUUGAACCAGAAUGGUGCCGUUCGGUUUCUGACCAUGAUUCAAGAUGGACACAAUGGAGCAUCUUUGUGCUUUGAUCAUGGAGGACCUUACAUCACAGCAUUCCAGCGCAUUCUGUCCCGUGGCUGGCAGAUAUUUAUUAUUGAUGGCGAGGAGGUGACGGUGUGUGUAAUCUCAUUAAGCAUUUCAUCCUGGCAUAUAUGUGUUUGCUUGGCUGGAGGGAUAAAAAUAGUCCUGUACGAGAGCUGCAUUUUCAUGUAUACAUAAUGACACUCACAGUCGGACAAACGCACGGCAGAGGGCCCGGACGUUACGCUGACUUAAACGUACAUAGCUCAUGACCGGUCCCCUCACAAGGCUCCGCGUCUUCAUCAUGGUUCUACAUCAUCAUCAUCCUCCUCCUCCUUGUGAGCUCAGAUCGUCGCGAUGAAAGGUCCAACUCCAUCUUAGAAGAGGUUCUUCUGUCUCCAUGGUGACAGGAGAAGUGGACCUCACAACCCUAUAGUUCUACUGUUGGUAUCACCCCGUUCAGCUCAGUCCAGGAACUGCACACCAUGGCUCUACAGUCUCAAACCAAAGAGUGAUGUCAUCAACACGCAACGUGUUUAAGCGGGCCAGACUCACCAGGUUCAUCAUUUGUGAAUAGAAAUCAUCCCCGCUUUUCAAACCUUCAUCCGAAGUGAGAUUUGAUGGUGUUUGGGUGUGAAGAAGUGGCGAUGACCUUUGACCUUUGUGGCCCCACCAUUACGGCUUCGUUCUUCAGUUCAUGCAUUUGGCGAUACAUUUCCUCAGAUCCCCUCGAUUGGGUGUCUGAGGUUAAAAAGUCAGCGACUUGGCUCCCAAACCUGCGCAGCCACUGCAUGACCUGGGAUCACAUCCUAAUCUCUUACUUACUUACUCGCAGUUGGCUCCCGUGAGACUCAGACACACGUCGCCUGGAGAAUUAGCUGCUCCCUGCAGGUUGCUGACCCUUCCAGAAUCAACUGUUUGGCGAAGUGGAACUGCUGAAGCCUGCGAUCGACCCGAUAAUACACAAUCAUUGCACUCGCGCUUUCCAUGAGACGCGUGUUUACCGACAAGUUCAGUGGAAUCAGGAUGGGCUGAAAGCUCCGUCUGCCAUUUUAAUAGGUCAUUUUCCCGUCUGGCUUUAAGGAAGCGCUUCACAUCCUCGUUUAUAAAUAACUCCAGCUCACGGCUGAAGCUUUCCAUAGAAAAUUAACCCCUUUGUUUCCUCCCUGCGCGCGCUCCAUUCGCCUGCUGCACAUUUGGCUGCAGAUGCACGUUGGCUGGGCUCCACGUGGAAGUUUAUCUUUGGAAACCCAGCCAGACACUAAUGGCUUCAGAUGAUUGGAACGUGAAGAGGGCUGAUUGCUAUUCAAACCCCCUCCCCUUUAUUUGGAGUCUAAAUCGAAUCCGGGACAAAUCCAGCGGUAAAAGAGUCAAUUUGAUUGUGCCGCUCCUGAUGGCUGUUCAGGAAGUUAGAUUAGAGUCCUAUUAUUGGAAGGCUGGGAGCUUCCGAUUGAAAGGGUGAGUGGCUGACGCUACAUUACUCACGGUGUGGUGCGAUCGCUGAGUUUAAGUGUUUAAGGGUGGAAGAGAGGAGGGCUGGAAAGAGCGAGCGAGGAGAGGAGAGAUGGAAACAUAGCAGGGGCAUCAAAGUUGGAUAGAAGAACCCUCCGCUUUCCUCUCACAGUCAAACUAACCAGAGUCUCUUGGUCUGUGAUGGACCUGCAGACGCGUCCAGGCUGCCCCCCACCUUUUCCCCCCCGAGUAGAAGAGGAUCAUAAUGAAUAACUGAAUGUCAAGCCACAUGUGUUGACAGGAGCUUGGUUAGAUGAUCGCUUCCUGCUGAUGACCAGAAUAUAGACACUGACUGAAGUUAUAAAUCAUACAUUUUGAUGAGUGCCAAUAAAUGUAUGGUUAAUAAAUGUUUCAUUAUCAGACGGUGAGAUUUCAAAUCAAAUACAUUGUUUUGAAUGCUGAAAAGCUUAUAGCGUUAAAGACAGAUCCAAAAACUUAGUUAACAUUUGACAAAAAAUAACUAUAUUCCAGUUCAAUAACAAAUCAACGUACAUAUCAAACCUGAUCCCUCCCCCCUCCCUCUACCAACAAGGAGACUAGUGACCCCAGAAUACACGUAUUUAAUAGUAUAAGCAGAUGAUUCAUUCUUUUUUUAAUGAGCCGAAUAAAAAAAAACAUCUAAUUUUCCAAUAAGAUAUAUUAAAAUUGAUUGAUUGAUUGAUUUUUUUAGGGGCACUAAACCGAACACUUAACUCCGGUCUGACCACGGAUUUAUUUCCCGAGACUCGAGACUUCCCGAGAUGAUGUUCAAUAACGUGACAGAUGUUUGCACCUUGGAGACAAACACUAUGGCAAAUGUCAGCAUCAGAAACACGUGAUGAAAUAUGUUACAUUGAGCUGAGAAAUCCCACCAAACACGCCUUAAGAGGAUUGGCAGACUACUGUCGUGAAUCUGCUGUCUUUCAUAACAUCUCGUUGUCAGCUUCAGUCGAUCUUCUCAGCUAAUGUUGCAGAGACAUGUGCGCCGUGGAACCUUAAAAAAGGAAGCUUGUUUUGUGGUCCGCCCACUUUCAGCAUUCUGUCAAGGUCAGCCACAAACACCUCUGUGUAGAGGCGCUGCACAUCACGUUUCACGUCUUCUGCGGGGACACGUCUCGUCUUGAAGUCGCUUUCAAGCUGGAUGGGGAAACUCUUUCUGUCUGGAUGUGAUAAUUACAGUUUGUUUGACACCUCUAUACAUCAGUUGUCGUAGCAACAAGGCAGAUGGAUUUCUCUUCUGUUGCAGUCGGCUCACUGGAGCGCUGCUCCUUUCUCUUACUUGAGCUCAGAACCCCAAAGACAUUUUCUUUAUGACUCCCUGUUUUUGAUGUUAAAUCGCUGUGAAUUAGCCGCAGCAGACUGUGGGUGAUACAAAUGAUCGUGUAAUAACAUUACGACCACUGGCCAGCAGAGAUGUUGGCUCGAGCCAGACUCUUCUGAUGACUCAACACUCGCCUCGUAAACAAAAGUGAAGACUUGCCACACGUUUUUAGCAACAAUGACUCAGGCUUGACUUUGACUUGAGCCUCAAGGGUUGACGCUAACCCACUUUAGCAAACAAGUGUCGCAAAUAUUUUUACAUUCGGCGAGUCUGAACUGAGCACGGACCCGAGUCUCAGAGAUGCAGCUUUUUCUUCCGUAUAAAUGGAAACGCUUGUCCUCCUGAGACUUGCUGUUGUAAACGGAGAGACACUUCAGGAGUCCCACACAAUAGAUCCUGGCACUGGGUGCAGGAAUUCUCAUUCAUUUUCCCGCUACUGCCGGCUGACAGGAAAAUGGAGCCGAUCCCAGCUCCAUCCUGUAAAUGGUGGAGGGUGGGGGGGCUCACCAGCCUGCUGCCGGUCACGGGAAGCCCCACAUCGCGUUGCGGAUGCAGCUGGAGUUUAUAUUGAAUUCAUCCAAAUGAGUUUAUAUUUUGAAAGCAUUACAUCAUAUCAAAUAUUUGUUUUUGUAAAUCAUCUCAGCAAAUCCUAAUCUUACUAGAUCACUGAUCCGUCAAACUCCAGGCCUGGGGGCCAACGGUGGCCCACCUUGUUGUUUGAUGUGAGCUGUAGAUGUCCAUCGAUGUCCCCAGAUGGUGUGAUUUCCUGACCUCAGAGGAUGGCAGUGUUCACAGGCUCGCACAGGGCUGGGAAACACAGGAGCCACAAUGUUUACUGUAGCUGUCGGGGGUUGUCAAGCCCAGGAUGGGUGAUGAGCUGCUGUAUGAUUAAGAAUAUGAUUACUGCUGAUAUGCUGCAAAUACACACAUGACUUAAGUAGUUUAUUUAUGGUAAAAACCGUGACCUUGGACUGUGUAUUAUUUCAUAUAAUUUCCAUCUUUUUUUACGUCAUAGGAGAACGAUGGAUAAGAUAUGCUUUAAAAUCGUAACUUAUUUUUAGAAACUAGACGAGAAAAAAUAUACAAACCUUCAGUCAAACAGAUUUCUAACAAAACUUUUUGAAAGAUCCUGCAGAUGGAAGUGGGUGAAUGUGUGGUUCUGAAGGACGACAACCAGAGGUUUUUUCAUCAAAGAAUGGAUUUGAUUUCCUGUUAAAGCAGAGCCAGUUUGGCUUCACAAAGUCAGUUUUUUUAUAGCACGCAAUUCAAAAAGUUUUUUUUGGUCGACCCACUGCUGAGCGUCUCUUGAGCUAAUGGUUGCGCUAAACAACACAGGCUGAUUGACGACUGCAUCAGUUGUUGGUGGCUGGUUCUUCAGCUUCAGUUUCUUUGGCGUUGCGACGCUGCGUGUUGCUGUAAUUCCUUCGGUCAUGUUUGAUUUAACAUUUGUGUCAGCGUGUGUGUGUGUGUGCGUGUGCGUGUGCGUGUGCGUGUGCGUGUGUGUGUGUGUUGGGGGCAUCCGACACGACCGUCUCCUGUAGCUGAGAGUGUAAUGACAGUUUUGCAGGCAGCAGGUCUGGUGAUUCAUCUCAACAUGUCAUUAGUUUGUCUCCGGGUUGAACAGCUAAUAAUAGACUGGUGUGUGAAGAGAGAUCCCCUCUUUGUGUUAAUGGGCGGUGGGUGAAACACUUAGAGGGGGUGAGCACGCAGCCCGUGGGACGUCUUUGAAUAUUUCAUUGUAUUUACAUGCAGUAGAAUGUCCAUCAAUAUUAAUGUAGUAGCCACAGCGCUGCAGCACAGUGAUUCAUCCAGAAGUAUCUGCUGUAGUUGAACGUAAAAUGUGAUCAGUCGGCGACGUGCGGAGCCGCUGGUGCCGGCACCGCUCAUUAGAAUCUAGGGAAAUGGACACAUUAUAAUGCCAUGUUAUGUAAUAAUGCUGCAUCAAGUGUUAUGUAAUGAUGCUACCUCAUCAGAAGGAGAAUUUUGUCGUCAUGUAAUUUAUGACUUUUUUUUUUCUGCCAGUGAUUUGUAAUAAUGGUCGUAUUUGUGUCUUAUUGGUGCUUCUGGUCUCACUGGGCAUAGAUUCGGGCGGGUGACAAGCUGGUUGUGAGAGGGGGUGGAGCAGCCUGGCCUUUCGGGAGGGACUCGGAGUAGAGCUGCAGCCCGUCGACCUCUAGAGGAGACGUUGAAGUGGCUGAGGUAUCUUCUUGUGUCUGACUGGGAGGAGGCCCAGGGGCAGAUGAGCUGGGGGUUUCUUGAGAUGAGCUCUAAAAUGACAUAUUUUAAUGGUUUAAAAUGACAACAGGAACUGAGAUGUGCAACGUCAGUGCAGGUUUUAUCUAUUCCAUCUAUUAUUAUAAGCGUCAAAGCACUCUGAUUUCCUCCCAGAGAGCUCCAAAUUCUCCCUAUGAUGUGAGUACAGGGCUGGUGGUGACCAGUCCAAGUCGAACUCAUUUCAUGUAAAUGGCGGCAGAAUUGAUGCGAGUAUUUCUGGCUCGACACGAUUGAGCCUGGAUAGAAUGUGGAGGAUUACGUCACCAGGUCAAAGGCUGUUGAAUCCGAGCCAAAAUGAAGCAUGUGGUGGACGUCCCACGACGACCUCUCUGAGGGGAACAGCUGACUCACAUGCAACACGGUGGUUUUUAUCUUGCCAGCGUCUGUUCGUGUUCGCUCUGGAUGGAAAUCUGCAAUAUGAAAAUCUGAAUCAACUUUUUCCCAGGGGUUUUGCAUACAAGGAAAUUGAGGCUGGGCGUUUGAAGGAUGGCAAGUGUGUGAUCAUCUGCAGCAGUGUGUUUGCUGUACAGGGACAGAAAGGGCUGCUCGCAUGCGGAAAGGGGUCAAGGUCAGCUGGGUUUUUGAUGCCAAAUCAGAAACGGUGUCUGCAGAGACACGACUAAACCUAGCAGCUUCCCAUUUAUAGCGGAGAAGGCAGCUACUGGUCAAAGACAGAACCGUUGUGAUGCACUGCAAAUUAGAGAACGCCACGUAACAAAGGUUGCAGACAUCAUGGGGCGUUGUGCUUCAUAUAAGCACCUUAAGCUUGGUGCUUUUUCAUUUGGUAAUCGACUGCCAUUAGCCUUUCGCCGACAGGAUGUAGCAAUAUGCUCCUCUUCCUGCUUUAAUUGGAGCGUCAAAGGUCACCGCCUGAAUCCGGCCUGCAAGGUGUCGGAGAGAAGCGGGCAGCAAUGAUCCGCCACUGAGCCGCAGCAAGUGAGCGCCGGAUGAUUAUGUCACUGUCGAGCAGACAAAUCAGACCACUGAAGUCCCACGUGUACCGUCUCAGAAUGAAGUGCCCUCCUUUCUCUGCUGAACUAGUUUCACAUCCUCAAGCUGGAGUUAGAAGUCGCCCCUUCUAACCAGAGCUGGGGUCAGCGGUUAGAAUGCGAGUGCACAAGUAACUGCCCGUGUUCCCUGGCGGCAGCAUUGGCCCGAGCGACGGCCGAGAGCGUCCUGAAGAGCGACCUCUCCAUCCACCACCUCAUCAAGGCUCAUGAAGACGGAUCUGACCCACUACCACAGAUCGAGGCGGUCAAGCUGGCCCGGCUGACCUUCAACAGACUGGCAGAGACCUGCAGCGCGUGGUUAAAGGAGCUGCCGUACCGGCGCCGCCCGCAGCCCUACUACGAGACCUCCAUCCACGCCAUCAAGAACAUGCGCCGCAAGAUGGAGGACAAGCACGUGAUCAUCCCCGACUUCAACACGCUCUUCAACAUUCAGGACCAGGAGGACCAGGCUUUCUUCGCUGUGUUUGACGGACACGGAGGGGUGGACGCCGCCAUCUACGCCGCCAACCACCUGCACGUCAACAUGGUGCGGCAGGAGUCCUUCAGCCAGGACCCUGGGGAGGCCCUGUGCCGCGCCUUCAAACUCACCGACGAGCACUUUGUCAAGAAGGCGUCCAGAGAGAACCUUCGCUGUGGCACCACCGGCGUGGUGACGUUCCUGCGAGGCCGGACCUUGUACGUGGCCUGGCUGGGAGACUCUCAGGUCAUCCUGGUCCGGAGGGGGCAGGUGGUGGAGCUGAUGAAGCCUCACAAACCCGACAGAGAGGACGAGAAGCAGCGGAUUGAGGCGCUCGGAGGUUGUGUCAUCUGGUUUGGGACGUGGAGAGUCAACGGCAGCUUGUCGGUGUCCCGGGCCAUAGGCGACUCGGAGCACAAGCCCUACAUCUGUGGCGACGCGGACCAGAACGUCUUCCCUCUGGACGGGUCGGAGGACUACCUGAUCCUGGCCUGCGACGGCUUCUGGGACACUGUGAGUCCAGACGAGGCGGUGCGGGUGGUGACCGACCACCUCCAGGAGAACGCGGGCGACACCAGCAUGGUGGCCCACAAGCUGGUGGCGUCGGCCCGUGACGCGGGUUCCAGCGAUAACAUCACGGUGAUCGUGGUCUUCCUGCGGGACCCCCGCUGCCCGCCCCCCAACAACGCCGAGGAGGAGGAGGAAGGGGCGGCGGAGGGCGAGGUGGAGGAGCAGCCGGUAGCGGAGGUGGAGGAGGAGGAGCAGGAAGAGGAGGAGGAAGAGGAGGAGGAGGAGGAGGAGGACGUGGUGAGGGUGGAGCGUGAGGGCGGCGAGGGAGGCAGCACGGCGGACGUGGGCGCCAAGAGCCGCGGCGGGUGGCCCCUGCAGCAGUGCUCCGCCCCCGCUGACCUCGCCUACGAGGACCGAACGGACUCCUUCACGGACAGAACCAGCCUCAGCCUUCUGGGCCCGUCUCUCGAGGGCCGCAUAUCCCUGACCUCAUGGCAGCGCAGCGCCCCCUACAGCCCGCUCAGCCGCAGGGAGGAAGCCCUGGCGCGGCGCCGGCCCCGCCUCAGGUUCCACCAGUCCAGCAUCACUAGCUUUACGGACCCACUGUGGCCCCAGGCGGCCGCCUUGUUACGUCAGGCCGCGAGCAGAACCCGCACGCCCGGCUCUGGGAGACACCGGAGAGCUCAGUGGCCCGGGAGGUCCCGGGAGCUGCCCUGGCCCCGCUCCCCCGACCGCCUGGCCUGGAGACCUGAGGUGCCCGGACCUCGACUGCCCCGACACGGCCCCUUCUGAAGAGGCGACCCCAAACAGCCAUCAUCAUCAUCCAGCCCCGCCCUCCCCGCCCCACCCCACCCCGCCCCGCCCACCACACCCCAGGCCUUCAGUGAACCCACCAUGCCUUCAACACGUCUCUAUCUUCUCAGAAGGACCACAUCAUGGGUCUGACCGCUGAGGAAGACCAUCUCAGUUUCUGAAGCUCCGCCCACUUCGCUCCGUGGUGACGGACGUUCCUUUGGUUCCGGUGUUGGUCUCGGUAAUCCCGAGGAGCGACACUCUGGAAGGACAGAACGUGGCGUCCUGACCCCGGCGCUGCCACGCUGACCCGCCAUUAUCCUCCAGCGCUUGUCCCCACAUCACAUCACAGCACUUAACACUGGAUUAGAGCUGCAGAAGAGCCGAGUCGGCGCCGGCGCCUCCGCUGUAGUUACUCUGCAAGUGGUCAGUCAAGAGCCCGGCAAGGCUGCGUCCAGGACUCUCUGGUCGCUGCUCAGGCUGGACUCCUCGACCACGUAGCUCUCACGCUAAAGCUAAAGUCAGUUCAGGAUCAAAUGGCCAACUUGGCGGUGACUCGGCAGCCACUUCCUCUAACAUGCUGCAAAUGCUAAUGCUAACUAAGCUAAGAGAUCAAAUGAGUUCCAUCUGUUACUCAAAACUUUGCCCAAAUAUUCCGACGUUCAUUACUUUCUAAUUACAUUCGUCACUGAACAAUCCAUUAUCACGAAGAAGUAUUGUCAUUUCUACGUAUAUAUCUAUCUCUUAAUGUCGUGAUAAAUACUCGAUUAUCGUACCAAUUACACCCACGAGCGUGAUGAAUUUGAAAAACAAUAUUUUCUGUGUUUGUUCGAGAAGAAAUGUUUCUUUUUAUGUCCCCCCCGAGUUCCCAACCCAAAAUGAUGCUAACAAUGCUAACACUGCUAACAUUGAUGUGCGUGAUUCACUGACGUAUCGUGGAAUUACUUUGAGAACAAAAGCAGCAAUAACAAGCUUUCACUCGCGCGUCACAAAGGGAAGGCUAACCAUUAGCAUACGCUACUGAAAUCAAACAUACCUCAUUACCAGUCAACCAAGAAAAGAAACGCCUCAGACCAGGGCUAGCCACGUGCUAUUGACCUGGCUAACUGGACCACAGCAGGAGAGAGAAAAUGCUAGCUUCCGCCUGUUGGCAUAUAUAGCAUCCUCGACCCAGUUUUCUCCAGCGCCUGCCAUUCAAACAGCAGAUUGUUCCGAAUGUUUGCGGUCAACUCCAGCUGCUGCUCCCUGACGACAUGUUCGAGGAAUGUAAUGCCCCCUGGAGGUGCAGCUCAGUAUCGCGCGCACGUGGCCUCCGUCCUUCCCAGAUCUCACGCAAACUUUCCACCAACAAAAGUGACAGACGCGUGUACAUACGAGGUCCGGCGACCUCUGGAUGACCCCGGGACGCGCCAUCAUCCCGCCUCCUCAGCUUCAACUCUACAUCAGCCUUAAACGACUUUUUGCCAAUUUCCAUCGUGGCGGGUUUUUCUCCGCAGCCAGCGGGUGGAGGGGAAAUCUUGCUAUAUUAAUGUUGUUGUUUCUCAGCGGAAGUCUCACACACACACCUACGACGCUAGCACGACAUUAGCGCUUUUAAGCUGCAGCUAAAACGCAACCUCAGCACAUAUUUUUCCAAAGAUUCCUGAAUGUCAAGACGCCACGUCUUCUGAAUCAAAAUGGACUCCGUGAAGCUUUAAGACAACAGAAGGGACUUUGUUCACGCUAGUUAGCUUUAAUGCUAACUAGGCUCUGUCUAAACAAAAACAAGAGAUUUACAAAAGCCGUUCAGAGUAGCUCAGCCACUAAACUGUCCUAAGAAUUAGGUGAUUUAGAAAUGACUUUUUUUUUUUUUUUACUUGCAGCUAACAUGCUAACUGAAACGCCAAACUCUUCAUACAGCGCGCCCAAAUGUUUCACGAUGAAGACUGGACUUUUCUCACGUCCAAGCGCGGUCUAACGGCCGAUGCUAGUGAAUGCUAGCGGUCGCUCGGCAGGUCCCCAAGCGUUAAUAAAACAAGAUUGUGUGUUCGGUCCUCUGAAGGCGUGUUUGUUCUGCGACACAUUUGUGAGCUUUAAAGGUCACCUGUAACUCACCGUUGAUUUCUUAGCCUCACUGAUGUUUUCUGGCGCCACCGGCCGAGCCCGGGGGUCCCGCCGCCUCCGGCCGCCCGUUCACACGUGACCGUACGAGCAAUAAGUAGAAGCAUUUCCAGGCUCGCUCGCUCGCUCGCUCUCAGCACCUCUCUCACCCGACCAGCUGGGGGCGCUCUCCCUUUAGGACCCUCCAUGAUUCUGCACUGUGUGGUCACACGGAAGCUUUGUUUUCUCUCUGUAAGCAAUAAUGCGGUUGCGUUUCAAGCCUCCCUGCCGGUUUGUCUUCUGAAGGACGGGUCCCGCCAGCCAUACUCGGGCGCGGGGUCGUGACCCCACCGUGGGAGGAAAGAGGCGGGACUCCGUGGCUCAGGUCAGAGACACGGGGACAAACGGCAGGACUGACGUGCAGGUUAGGUUCAAUUCUGUGUAUCUGUGUUCCUCCAGUAUAUAAACACGUGUCAUGUAACUGGUGAAUAUUAUCAUGUAUAUAAAGUCUAGAACGACUUCACGUCUCGUGUCUUUGUUCAACUCUGACUGGUGUUGACACGUCAGUGCUCAUGCUGCGGCUAAGCACCAGUCUCUGGGGAACACCUGGCCGCCCGGACGGGACAGUAGAGGUGAGCUGAAGCAAAGUUCCUCUGGAAAACCUCCUGUCCAUCAAACAAGAGACACGCCCCCAGAGGAAGUAGCGCCUCAAGCUUUGAGGCCCAAGUCCAAAUUGGUCGUAAUGACAGGUCUUUGUUAGGGUUCCCCCACUGAGCACCGUCUGCCUGACUCACGUGCACCAGCAGGGAAAGAGUCAAGGAUUACUCCAUUGGCGGAGACCGAUGGACAGAUCUGCGAGGUCACAUGACCCGGUGGUCACAUGACCGCCACUUCCAGUGCGACGAAUGGUAAAGUGAACAAUCUGUUCCAGACACAAAGCCGAGGCGACGCUCCUGACCUCCGUCUGGAACGUGAUGGGAGCGGCUCGUGACAGAAGGGUCACCAGAGGUCGG
Synchiropus splendidus (mandarinfish) is the source of this 11898-nucleotide messenger RNA. RefSeq names its product protein phosphatase, Mg2+/Mn2+ dependent, 1E (gene ppm1e). Bases 7415 to 8806 code for a protein of 463 amino acids. The transcript is spliced from 7 exons. Gene Ontology annotation, biological process: negative regulation of protein kinase activity; protein dephosphorylation. Lineage: Eukaryota; Metazoa; Chordata; Actinopteri; Syngnathiformes; Callionymidae. Gene Ontology annotation, molecular function: cation binding; protein serine/threonine phosphatase activity. The record is from RefSeq and is a predicted model, not a curated record.